Trametes versicolor FP-101664 SS1 is the source of this 2475-nucleotide messenger RNA. RefSeq lists its product as uncharacterized. The coding region runs from base 114 to 2264 and encodes 716 amino acids. The record is from RefSeq and is a predicted model, not a curated record. The transcript has 14 exons. Lineage: Eukaryota; Fungi; Basidiomycota; Agaricomycetes; Polyporales; Polyporaceae.
CCUCUCCUUCAUAUUCAUCACUCUCUCAGCUCCUAAACCUCUCACCACACUCGUUCACUUACCCCCAAAAUCACUCCUCGCCGUCAGCGUUUCAAACUGCUGUUUGUACUCGCAUGGCGGCGCGGAAACAUCGCAUUCUGUCCGACGAUGAUGCGGAGUCUGAUGGUGCUGGCACCGUGGAUGCCCCUGUAGCCUCACACAGUCGUCCGUCCCGCCGGUCGAAGGAAGAGGCCAAACAGAAGUGGGAGUCGCUGGUUCCUGGGCAGGCCCGCAAGAAGAAACUGGGUGAUCUGCAGCCGGAGCCGCCAUCUGACGAGGACGACGAUGACGACCGCAGUACGACACACCGGCCCAAGUCCCACAAGUCAACUCCAGGGAAAGCGACUGCCGUCCACAAAGGCACCAGCACAUCGCGUGCGAAGUCUACCAGACAGAGCACUCCGCGUGCACCGGUUAUUGAUCCCCACGCAUCUGACGACGACGCCGACGAGCAGACACAAGCGGUGGGCUCGACCUCAAUGACACAGACCAAGCGUCCGCGUACAAGCGAUGAUAAGCGCGAGGCGCCCUCUCAGACCGAGAGAGGGCACAGUACCAAGUCGCACUCGCCCAGUCAAGAGCAGUCGGACUCAGAGGAGGGCGGCUCGUAUAACAGUUCGUCAUCAGAGUCAGACUCAGAGGGUGAGAAGUCGGACGAAGACGACGAACUCGAGGCAAUGGAGAAGAACCCCCGAGCGCUUGAGAAGAAGUUCGCGGAAGAGACUGCAUACUGGGUUGAACAGGAUGCAUCUCUAUCUCCCAGUCAUCGCAAGUCCCGUUCCGCGGCACGGGAGGCUUCGUCUACGAGAAGUCGGUCCCUUAGCACGCACCUAGCGCCGCCAAUCUCGCGAUCUCCGAGUCCCACCUCUUCUAAUGAAGUUGAGCAUCCGAAGUCUCAGUACCGCAAGGCCCACGGAAACGAUGCGGACCGUCCGACUACGAGCAAGAAACGUCCUGCGCGUGAGCAUAGCGAUGCCGAAGACGAUACAACUUCACCGCCUCCGAAGAAGAUGCCGAAGCCGCAUGGAGUGCAUCGUGCUGAUAAAGAGCGCGCUCAGAAGCAUGGCACUUCCCAAUCCCAGGCUGCGGCCGGCAAGAGCUCUGUGAAGCGCAAGGAGGCGCCCAAUAUGCAGCAUCACGCUAGCAAGGACACUCGGAAGCGUGUGGCCGCGAAGCGCCAGGAUGAGAUCCCGAAGUUCGUGAAACCCAAUGCCGUGAGUGAUACCUCUACCAACUCGAAGCGUCGACCCGAAGUGAAAGAAAAGAAAUCGGUUGCGCCAUCCAAGUCUCACCCGAAGAAGCGCACGUCUCACGCGCUGGAUUCCGACGAAGACUCAUCUGUGGAAGACGCGUCGGGGACGGAUUCCGAUUCCGAGGACUCCGGGAUCGAGAUUGUGCUGCCGCAACGUGGUAAGCUGAAGCUCACAGAUCAGCACCGUCGGGUCCGUCGGGUCGUCAAACACAGCAUAUACACGAUGCUUGUCGACAUCGGGCUCAAGAAUGCGUUCCCAGAUGGUCCACAGAAGCAGGGCAAGAUUGUCCACCGCGCACUCACCAGUGCUGCGGGCGAGUAUGGGUACGACGAUAUUCUCAAGCGCUUGAAGAAGCAAGAUGAAUACGCGUCUGCGUUAUCCAAGAUUCCCUCUCAGCGUAUCCCAACCUUCCGCAGUAACGUCCGGAAGCUCGCCGAAGGCCAACCAUGCACCGCGUUCGGCCUGAUGUCCCGUGACAAGGACAAGGGCGACUGGCUUCAGGAAGGGUUCCGAUACAUAUACCCCUUCGAUUACGAGAACAAGUCUAUCACGGCCGGCAAACCGUACAGUCCCCCCGUCUUCCUCGAGAUUCUCCGUGUUGCGUUCUUCAAGCGGCCGUCAAGUUUGGGCUUCAAGAUCUGCAAGUACUUCGAGUCCUCGCUUCCCGACAAGCCUGACGAGAAGGAGCUACCCGCGUCCUUGCUCGCACUCGUCGCCACAGCACUUCAUGCCGCCAUUGAAGACUGCAAGCACGGCCAUGUACAACCUCGCGACUUCACAUCCAACGAUUACUGGGGCGUCUAUAAGGACCACAUGCAAGAGCUCUCGACGAUCCGUACGCGCGGACCGGUCCAAUACCAUGUCUUGAUGCACGGGUUUUGGCGCCAGCUCAGUUCGCCCAUCGGCAACCCGGGUCAGGCCGGAGCUCCACGCAAGAGUUUCCUUGACGUCGCAGCUAUGGACGUCGACUAGUUUGCAGUCCAUUACGCUGACAGGCGGUGCGCACGAUCUCAUCCGCCUUGAUACCCUCGCUCGAUCAUCUCGCUUCUAGUUCUCAUCCUACUAUACAUUUCUGCACCUGUGUCUCUCUCUAAUACCUACGCUUGUGCUGUACUGCGCGUCCUGUCUUUACUCCGUCAUAUCAUGGACAAUCCACACCUCUAAUACAUCAAUUGGUCACUGC